This is a messenger RNA of Paramecium octaurelia, 423 nucleotides long. Lineage: Eukaryota; Ciliophora; Oligohymenophorea; Peniculida; Parameciidae. The record is from the annotation of a GenBank genome assembly.
AUGAAAUCCUUGGCAGCAAUUAUUAAGUAUUCCUUUUAUAUCUAUAAAGAAACAACCAAAUAUAAUUUCCAAAUUCUAAAAUAUAAAUAUAUGAUUUUAAAUUUUAAAUCAAUCAAAUUACACACUAUUCUUAAAAUAGUAGCAACUUUAAUUAAAGACUUCCAUCCACUUCUAUAAUGUAAAAUAAAUUACUAUUAAGGCAUUACUUAAAUUGUGAUUGAGGAUUCAUUGAUGUUAAAUGCAUCAUUGUUAUAAUAAUCAUUAUGCUCCAAAAGUAAAUUACAUAUAUUACACUGUUAUGAAUAUUUUCAUUAUUAAAUAAUACUAAAUAGAAGUUAAACUUUGAAUUAAGGUGAAACCUCUAAAUUUUUAGGUCUUUGUUAAAUUUAAAAUGAUGUAUAGACAUGCACAAUAGUUAAAUGA